AUGAUAAAGCAGUUACCACAGUUAGACCUGAGAGACCAAGGUGGGAGAGUGAUCACAGGAACCCGGAGGGUCCAUCGCAAAGAGUUCUGCCUCAGUGAAUUCUCCACUCAUGUAUUCAUCAUCAUCAUUGAAAUAAAAGAAGACAGGAUGAAUGUGACCGAAUUCAUUCUAAUGGGACUUACCCAGAAUCUUCAGAUGCAGAGAAUUCUAUUUUUGGUGUUACUUAUCAUCUACAUUGUCACUGUCACAGGCAACCUGCUCAUUGUGGUCACUAUAAUCUGCAGCCAGACUUUGGACUCCCCAAUGUAUUUCUUCCUGGCAUUCUUAUCUUUGAUAGCAUGCUAUUCCUCCUCCAUAGUCCCUAAAAUGUUAGCUGAUCUGCUCUCUGAUUCAAAAUCCAUUUCCUUCAGUGGCUGCAUGACACAGCUCUUUGUAGAACAUUUCUUAGGAGCUUCAGAGAUUGUCCUCCUUGUGGUCAUGGCCUACGACUGCUAUAUGGCCAUCUGUAGACCUUUGCACUAUAUGACCAUCAUGAACUACCACACACGUUGCCUCUUUGUAGGGGUGUGUUGGGCAGUAGGUUUUCUCCACUCCAUUGGACAGAUUCUAGUUACUUUCUGGCUCCCAUUCUGUGGUCCCAACACCAUUGAUCACUUCAUGUGUGACAUUUUCCCCCUGUUACAACUUGCCUGUACUGACACUUUCUUUGUUGGCCUCUUUGUUGUUGCCAACGGUGGAUUGAUUUCUGUGAUCACUUUUGUGAUGCUAUUGGUAUCCUAUGUGGUCAUCCUGUGCUCCCUGAAGACCCACAACGCUGCAGGGAGGAAAAAGGCCCUCUCUACCUGCGGCUCCCACAUCACAGUUGUUGUUUUGUUCUUCGUGCCCUGUAUUUUUAUGUAUCUGCGACCAGUAGCUACUUUUCCCAUGGAUAAAGUCGUAACAAUAUUUUUUACUCUUAUUACUCCCAUGUUAAACCCUGUCAUCUACAUAGUAAGGAAUACAGAGGUAAAAAAUGCCAUCAGAAUGUUAUUAAACAGGUAUGCAAUUUCAGAUAAUGAAUGA
Hyaena hyaena (striped hyena) is the source of this 1062-nucleotide messenger RNA. RefSeq names its product olfactory receptor 4C12-like. The record is from RefSeq and is a predicted model, not a curated record. Gene Ontology annotation, biological process: G protein-coupled receptor signaling pathway. Gene Ontology annotation, molecular function: G protein-coupled receptor activity; olfactory receptor activity. Gene Ontology annotation, cellular component: membrane. NCBI's taxonomy places the organism in Eukaryota, Metazoa, Chordata, Mammalia, Carnivora, Hyaenidae.